This is a messenger RNA of Dermacentor silvarum, 1476 nucleotides long. RefSeq lists its product as uncharacterized. The record is from RefSeq and is a predicted model, not a curated record. The coding region runs from base 1 to 1476 and encodes 491 amino acids. NCBI's taxonomy places the organism in Eukaryota, Metazoa, Arthropoda, Arachnida, Ixodida, Ixodidae. The transcript has 2 exons.
AUGAGCCACGCCCAAUUUCUGCGCUUCGCCCUGGAAGUGCAGAUUCGGUAUCAUCUCAUUUUCUACUUCACUGUUCACUACGCCGGUGGUGACAUCUACUUCAGAAGGAAGUUGCUCCGGGUCGCGGCCUACGGGUAUCUUUGCGACGACGCGUGCUAUGCCACCGUUCUCUCCGUAGUGAACGCGCACUUCGGCGCAAACUGCACGAAGGAGCAAAUAACUGCGUGGGAGCAGCUGUUUAUUGACCACAAAACUUCACAGGUCGAAAUCGCAUGGGAAGAGAUUUCCGUGGCCUUUGGAGGCAUGGAAGCUGAGCAGUUCAAGGCCAUAUUAAUUGAGUUCCAUAUUCACGCCGAUACCACGGACAUGGCAAUUGUGUCCUCCAAGGCGGAGCUGCUCGCCGAUAUAGCACGACUUUGGAACGUCGCGAAUCAGCCCAUAUCGCUGUGCCACGCAAUGAUCAUGGUCGCACUUUCUGCCCUGGAAUGGGUCGUAAUCGGUGUCUCCAAGUUGAACUCGCCCACGCUGGAUAGCGGAGAACUCUGUCUGCUCCACCUCCGCGGAAACCUACAGCUGUGGCGUACCACCUACGUCGCGGCCCUCACGAGCCCCGACAAAGACCGCCAACUGCAUGUUAUCUUCGAGGCGACCCGGCGGAGCUUCGUCGGUUACGAGCCACUUCGACAGCUCGUGGCAACCGGAAACGACACGGCGACCUUCCAGAACCUAAUGCACAGCAUGACUCUCAUGCUUCCGGGUGACCUCGUUCUGCUGGAAGUGGACGUGCCCGUGUUAAACAACAGUGGUUUCGUCCGCAACAUUUUCCGUAUGACGAGCUUCGAGUACGACACAGCAGUUGAGAAGCAGCGACGAGGGCUGCCCAUGAUCUCGGACGCUUUCCUGGAAUUGGCGGCAGAACGAAUGCGGUUUGUGAACCCGAGAACGCUCUACGUGAAUGCGCUAGCCUACGCCUGGAUGAGCGCCGGUACCGCCAAUCCGCUACUGGCAGACGCGCCGGUGAUUGCGAGCCGCAUGGCAACAUUGAUGUGGACGAACCUCCUUAACUGGAGCGGCUGGUCAGCAAGGACUAAGAUUGUGCUACAGUCCUUUCAGGAGUGCGUGGAGGAGUCGGAGAUGCUGUCCGUGUACCACGACGAGCGUGACCUGUUUUCGCUGACCAUGGGCCUCCGGAUAGCGGCGAGUGUCGCAGCCGCGAGCUAUGCCACUGGGCAUCUCGCAAAGACCGAGUGGUUUCGACUGAAACUCGCCUGGAGCCUGCACCGCAUGUCCGAGGCGCAGUUCUUCUACGCCCGCUACGCCUACUUUCGGUGCCGCGGAUACGACCGCCGUGGUUCGGUCAACGGGCCGACCAAUCACAGCGUCGACUUCUCCAUCGCGUUCCAAUGCCAGCAAACGAACAACAAUGCGAACGAGAGCGGCUGCGCCGACUUUGCCGCGACACGCGGCAAUUUCUGA